Cladophialophora psammophila CBS 110553 is the source of this 1089-nucleotide messenger RNA. RefSeq lists its product as uncharacterized. The record is from RefSeq and is a predicted model, not a curated record. NCBI's taxonomy places the organism in Eukaryota, Fungi, Ascomycota, Eurotiomycetes, Chaetothyriales, Herpotrichiellaceae. Bases 1 to 1089 code for a protein of 362 amino acids. The transcript has 2 exons.
AUGACCUCUGACCAGCAUCCGCAUGGUGCAGCUGAGGUAGCCGAGAAGGUGCUGCGGAGAGUGGAAAUUGCAAAGGUUGCUCGAAAUCUCCAAGACUGUCUAGCUUUUGCAAGCUUCAAGGCCCGAAAUGGCUGGCAAGAUCGAACCCUCGCCUCCAUCGAACCCGAAUUCACCGAGAAGCUGAAGAGGAAGAGACCGUUCCUGGAGGAAGACCUCCCCUGUGAUACCUCGUCUGGGUCUGACGACGAAUUCGUCCCGACCUCCUCGAUUGCCAAUAACCGCUUUUCAAAGCCCUCCAACUCAGCCUUUAAAAUCCCCGAACCUCCCUUUGCUGCAAGGAAACGAGUUCGGUCUUCCUCAGCAACAGGUCCCGACAGGCAGUCAAGCACCUUGACAUGGAAGCAAGAUCACCGUCUGCCCCAGUCGUCACCUCUGUUGAAUCGGGCACAGUCUUUUCAGGAGCACGCACUAUUUCAUACCGAGUCUGCUAGAACGCCUCACAACGCUAAUGACGACUCUCCCAUGUUUGAUGUUCAUUCUGAUGACGAAGACCAUGACCUCCCCAUGCCUGCCUUGGGCAACGAACCUUCAAGCAGCAUUUUGUCCUCAUCGCCUCCUCGAACCCCCCCUCCCACGAAACGUUUUCUCAGUGUCAACUCCAAGCAAUCUGGGGCCGAUCUCCUCCUUUAUCUAGCCAAUUCCCCCUCUCGCUCGCCUGCUAUCAAUAUCCACAGACCCUCUGACUCGUCAAAAGAACCACCUUCGACUCCACCAUCCCAGCAUUCACACCUUCCAUCUUCAGUCAUGACUACUCCGGGCACUCAUCUUGGGCUGUUCAAUGGCGCUCUACAAACUCCGGGCCAGAAUUUCAACCUGGCUGACUUCUGCAAUGUCACUCCUUCACCUGCACCGGCUCAGUGGGGCAGUCGAACUCCCAACGUGACCAAGACUCCCAGCCGGUUUUCACGAAAAAGUUUGAAUUUCGAUACAUUGCAGCCUCUGUCUGGCAGUCCAACCUUGCAACGAAAGGCUCCAACCAGCAAAGGACUGGCUCUGCAGUUGGGCGACGAACUGAUCCCAAGGUCUUGA